Molecule: messenger RNA, 1520 nt
Organism: Sorex fumeus (smoky shrew)
Lineage: Eukaryota; Metazoa; Chordata; Mammalia; Eulipotyphla; Soricidae
Gene: TRIM7
Product: tripartite motif containing 7
Exons: 7
Coding region: 1-1500 (499 amino acids)
Molecular function (GO): protein binding; zinc ion binding
Source: RefSeq, a predicted model, not a curated record
AUGGCCGCCGUGGGCCCGCGGGCCGGGCCGGGCGCCGGGGCGGAGGCGCUGGCCCUGGCGGCCGAGCUGCAGGCCGAGGCCACAUGCGCCAUCUGCCUGGAGCUGUUCCGCGAGCCCGUGUCGCUCGAAUGCGGCCACAGCUUCUGCCGCGCCUGCAUCGCGCGCUGCGGGGAGCGCCGGGACUCCCGCGCCGCGCCCGCGCCGCCGCCGCCGUGUCCGCAGUGCCGCGAGCCCAUGCGCGCCGCCCAGCUCCGGCCUAACCGGCCGCUGGCCGCGGUGGCCGCGCUGCUGCGCCGCUUCGGGCCCGCCGGGUCGGGGAGCGCGGCCCCGGGGGGCCCCGGCGCGCCCGCCUGCACGCUGCACCGCGAGCCGCUCAAGCUCUUCUGCCAGGACGACGGGCGCGCCAUCUGCGUGGUGUGCGACCGCGCCCGCGACCACCGUGACCACGCCGUGUUGCCGCUGGACGAGGCCGUGCAGGAGGCCAAGGAGCUCCUGGAGACCAGGCUGAAGGCUUUGAAGAAGGAUCUGGAGGACUUUGAGGUGUUCCGUUCCACAGAAGAGAAAGAGAGCGCCGAGCUUUUGAAGCAGAUGACCGCUGAGCGGGAGAAGGUAGGGGCUGAGUUCCAGGCACUUCGGGCCUUCCUGGUGGAGCAGGAGGGCCGGCUGCUGAGCCGCCUGGAGGAGCUGUCCCGGGAGGUGACGCAAAAGCAAAAUGAGAACCUGGCCCAGCUUGGGGGCCAGAUCACCCACCUCGCAAAGCUCAGCAGCCAGCUACAGGAAACAGUCUGCAAGCCCGACCUCGACUUCCUCCAGGAUUUCAAAAACACACUCAACAGAUGUAGCAAUGUGCCUGCCCCCAAGCCCACCACAAUUGCUUCUGAAAUGAAAAGUAAAGUAUGGAAUGUCUCCCUCAAGACCUUUGUCCUCAAGGGACUAUUCAAGAAGUUUAAAGAAGAUCUUCGUGGAGAGCUGGAGAAAGAGGAGAAAGUGGAACUGACCUUGGACCCCGACACGGCCAAUCCCCGGCUCAUCCUCUCCCUGGAUCUCAAGAGCGUGCGCCUGGGCCAGCGCGCCCAGGACCUGCCCAGCCACCCGCGCCGUUUUGACACCAACACGCGUGUGCUGGCCUCCUGCGGCUUCACGGCGGGCCGCCAGCACUGGGAGGUGGAGGUGGGCGCCAAGGACGGCUGGGCCUUUGGGGUGGCCCGCGAAAGCGUGCGGCGCAAGGGCCUCACGCCCUUCACCCCGGAGGAGGGGGUCUGGGCACUGCAGCGCCACGGCGGCCAGUACUGGGCCGUGACCAGCCCCCAGCGGACGCCGCUCAGCUGCGGGCCCCUGUCCCGCGUGCGCGUGGCCCUGGAUCUCGAGGUGGGCGCCGUGUCCUUCUACGCUGCCGAAGACAUGCGCCACCUUUACACCUUCCGAGUCAACUUCCAGGAGCGCGUUUUCCCCCUGUUUUCCGUCUGCUCCACUGGAACCUACUUGCGGAUCUGGCCGUGAGUGUCUCCAGGCCUCCCAGA